Harpegnathos saltator (Jerdon's jumping ant) is the source of this 705-nucleotide messenger RNA. RefSeq lists its product as uncharacterized. The coding region runs from base 1 to 705 and encodes 234 amino acids. Lineage: Eukaryota; Metazoa; Arthropoda; Insecta; Hymenoptera; Formicidae. The record is from RefSeq and is a predicted model, not a curated record. The transcript is spliced from 2 exons.
AUGCCGAUCAAUAGAUCACCAAUAAGGGAAACAGAUGGACCUGGAACAUCCAACGAAAACUCCCGUGAAACACGACGACCGGGAUCCAACAUCGACAAGGUCGCUCUCCGUGCUCCUCCUUUCUGGCCUAAUGAACCAGAUCUCUGGUUCGCCCAAUUAGAAAGCCAGUUCACUCUCAGUGGAGUCACACAGGACUCUACCAAAUAUGCUCACCCUCACAGGAACAAUGAACACGAAGAGCUGGAACAUGAAGAGCUUGGAGAAAGAAAACCCUCACAAUUCUUACGACACCUACGAGGUCUAGCAGUAAACAUUCCCGAAGCACUUCUACGCACAUUAUGGUUAGAACGUCUACCAGCACAAAUGCAAGUAAUCCUAGCUACUCGAGCACAAGACCACCUUGAGGAUAUUGCAGAACAAGCGGAUCGAAUACAAGAAGUAACCGGACGAUCUAUAGCAGAAGUCACCACGACUUCCAUAGAAAAAAACCUAAUCGAGCAACUCAAUAAACUCAUUCUGCAAGUAGCAGAGCUCGACAAAUGGUGGAAUCAACCACAGCAACGCGAUCGCCGACGUAGCCGAUCUCGAGAGAAAAAGAAAACUCAACCCACGAUAUGCUACUAUCAUCGACGAUUUAGGGACAAAGCCCAAAAGUGUGCACAACCUUGCACCUACCAAAUCCCAAAAGUACAGGGCAGUCACUAA